Australozyma saopauloensis is the source of this 723-nucleotide messenger RNA. RefSeq lists its product as uncharacterized. NCBI's taxonomy places the organism in Eukaryota, Fungi, Ascomycota, Pichiomycetes, Serinales, Metschnikowiaceae. Bases 1 to 723 code for a protein of 240 amino acids. The record is from RefSeq and is a predicted model, not a curated record. The transcript has a single exon.
AUGGCUGGCACCCCAAUACUACUUCCCGUAUUCCAAACAACCACUCCAAUGAACUUUCUUAGAACAGUCACUAGAAGAACAUCGCCGCUUGUGGCGUUCGGUUUGGGCCUAGUCUUGUUUCCAGCUGAAUGGCGCCGCGGAAAUUGGGAAUCUCGGAAGAUUUCGUCUAUCAAUGACUCGGCCAUGAAUCAGAUCCAAAACUCUCCAUUGUACCAACAACUUUCUGCUGAUGAAGAUGUGAAGAAACAGAACGUGAGCGAGUCAUUUCCUACUCAGCACCAUAAAAACCAUAUAGGAUCGGGUAUAUUGUUUGGGCCAGACUUGUUUGAAAUUGACCCUGUGCUCUUCAUCAACGACCGCGAGGGAGAAUUGACGGGCUUCUACCACCUCGGCAAACGCUUAAUUAGUCAAGAUGGAUUAAUCCAUAAUGGAGUUACCGCCACAAUUCUAGACGAGGGCUUGUGUCGCUGUGGCUUCUCGCAGUUGCCUUCCAAGAAGGGUGUCACAGCCAACCUCAAUAUAGACUUCCACAAUCAGGCUCCACCAGACAGUACAGUUGUCUUACGUGCGAGAGUCAAAAGCGCGAAGGGACGUAAAGUGGUUAUUACAGGCGAGUUGACAACGCUCGCCACAGAGGGGACAGAACCUAUCAACAUUGCCUCAGCCUCAUGCAUUUUGGUGGAGCCCAGAUGGUUUCGCUACCUUGGCUGGUUAGGAAUCUGA